Zea mays is the source of this 1225-nucleotide messenger RNA. RefSeq names its product putative inactive cysteine synthase 2. Bases 270 to 911 code for a protein of 213 amino acids. NCBI's taxonomy places the organism in Eukaryota, Viridiplantae, Streptophyta, Magnoliopsida, Poales, Poaceae. The record is from RefSeq and is a predicted model, not a curated record. The transcript has 5 exons.
GCCAACGCAACUACGCGAGCAACUAAGCCAACUAGCCAAAGCCAAGCAACCAGGCAAGCAGCCGGAGCACUGUAGAAGGCUAGCAAGCAGCAAAUUGAGCAAAGCAACUUAGCAAGCAGUCUGCACUAUAAACUACACUAGCCUUGCAGAACUCAGAGGGAACGAAUAGAGUAGUGCUGGGAGUUUAGUGGGUCGAGGUAGCUGAAGAGCAAACAAACACGCUGUUCGGUGUUCGCCGCUCUCCCAUUUCACCGAGAAAGAAGGGACUAAUGAGAAGAGAGAGCAUGGAGGCAGGGGCAGGGAGGAGAGGGAUCCCCUCGCUGCUGAAAUCGCCGGCGGCGCGGGCUGAUGAAUCCGGAGGAGCCACUUCGCCGCAGCAGGAGCACAUCGCCUCCGAUAUUACCCAGCUUGUAGGAUGGACGCCACUGGUAGAGCUGAAGAGAAUAGCCCAGAAGGACAACGUCGACGCCCGAGUCGUCGGCAAGCUGGAGUGCUACCAGCCCCUCUGCUCCGUCAAGGACCGCAGCGCUCUGAGAAUGAUCGAGGACGCAGAGGAGAGAGGGCUGAUCUCGCCUGGCGCCACGACGCUGGUCGAGCCGACGAGCGGCAACAUGGGCAUAGCCCUGGCGUACAUCGCUCUGGCCCGAGGCUACAGGUUCGUCGCGGUCAUGCCCGCCGAGUACUCGCUCGACAAGCAGAUCCUGCUGCGGUACCUGGGGGCAGAUUUGGUGUUAACCGAUCCUGCGCUUGGCUUCCAGGGACAGCUCGACAAGCUGGAGCAGCUCAGGAAAGAAAUACCCAACGCGCAUGUUCUUGACCAGUUCGCAAACGCGGCGAACCCUGAAGCGCACUUUAGAUGGACUGGUAGUACCGAUCUUUGCACAGGAGCAUCUGAUCUCAUAAGAGAGUGAUAAAUGAACUUGCCUGUGAUAGAACGGCUCCCUGAGGCCACAAUUGGUGGAGCACCAAGAAUCUGAUCGGUGCAGACAUGAGAUGUUCUGGGAUGCAAUACUGUGGCGGUACUUGUCCAUCUGACCAAGUCACUGUUUCAUGUUUGAAGCCACGGCAAGGACUAGGAUAAGAAUGCUGCUUUGUAGGUUGAGCUUACUGUAACUACUAAGAAAUUUUUAUUAUGUACCAACCUUAUCAUUUCUACAAUGUUGCGGGAUGUCUGAAGUAAUUCUUUGUUAAAAGAUCGGGUAUCCUGCUCCCUUUUGCUUCUCAA